Messenger RNA from Mizuhopecten yessoensis (Yesso scallop), 815 nucleotides. RefSeq lists its product as uncharacterized. Lineage: Eukaryota; Metazoa; Mollusca; Bivalvia; Pectinida; Pectinidae. The coding region runs from base 71 to 556 and encodes 161 amino acids. The transcript is spliced from 5 exons. The record is from RefSeq and is a predicted model, not a curated record.
UCGGCAAAGGCGGAGAUGAUAGUCUCUCCCCUGACAUUUACUUCUUUUGUUUAAACCCUCGAUUACCACAAUGAAUAUCAGGUUAUUCUUGAUAUUUGUGGUAAUGAUGUGCGCCAUAAACCAAGGGCCUGCUGUGUAUCGGGACCUUACGUGCGUGGAGCUCGAGCCAGGAUAUGCCAAAAGAUUGUUUUAUCAUUUCACCGCAAGUGAAAUUGAGAAAGUCUGUCCAACGGUUACCGACCUGACAUGGCGAAUUGGGAAUUGGGUAUUCUGUAAUCUGUUGUGUGUGCUUCUAACUCUGCUGUUGGGCUAUGCGCCGUCGAUCGGAAAAGUCGUCAAAGAGAAAUGGUCUGCCGUCGUGUCAAUGUACCAAGAAUGGAGAGCUCGUCCUUCCCUCUGUCGUCACUGCGGUACUGCCCCGUGUCAGGUUAAAAGGAGAUCCUUGUGGAAGCCCUCCGGUACUUGUAAGAAAGACGAGGCAAAUUUCGCAAAAAGGUCAAACGCCAUGAUGUUGUUUAACUAUGGACUAGAGUUGUCCGUGGUACUGACCAAAUAGCUGCCAUGGAAUGACCUGUACUUGGAGAGGAAGUUCGCCCAUCAUUUUGAGGAGGAGCAUAUGGUAUUGUUCCCAAUGUGCAUCCAGCGUCAGAUCAACUACUGGUACCCUGUCCCUCGCUAGGUGUUGUCGUGGCCAGUUAAGCUGACCACCAGGUUCUGCAGAAUUACCAACAUGCAAAUUUUUGCUCGCUUUGUAUUGGUCAGUUUUGUUCCGGCGAAUUUUAUGUAGUACAACUAACAAUCAUGUGAUCAAUAAA